Molecule: messenger RNA, 1829 nt
Organism: Balearica regulorum gibbericeps (East African grey crowned-crane)
Lineage: Eukaryota; Metazoa; Chordata; Aves; Gruiformes; Gruidae
Source: RefSeq, a predicted model, not a curated record
GGCAACCUGGACAUCACCGUGAGCGAGUCAGAUUUACGCCGGGCUUUUGACCGUUUUGGGGUCAUCACUGAGGUGGACAUCAAAAGGCCGGGGCGUGGGCAGACCAGCACCUAUGGUUUUCUUAAAUUUGAAAAUCUGGACAUGGCACAUCGGGCCAAGUUGGCCAUGUCAGGAAAGGUGCUUCUGCGCAACCCCAUCAAGAUUGGGUAUGGUAAAGCCACUCCGACUACCAGGCUCUGGGUGGGUGGCCUUGGGCCCUGGGUGCCCCUCGCUGCCCUGGCCAGGGAGUUUGAUCGUUACGAGCUCGUGGCGGAGGCGGCUGCUUUUGGGGCUCACCGGGGAGCCCCACCUGAUCCUCUUCGGGGGGCCCGGGACAGGACGCCACCGUUACUCUAUAGAGACCGUGACAGAGACCUUUAUCCUGAGACAGAGUGGGUGCCCCCCCCACCCCCUGUACGGGAUAGGAGUAAUCGGGCAGCUGCCUAUGACCCACUGGAAAGCCUUGAGCGCCGCCGGGAUGGUUGGUCCUUGGAGCGGGACCGAGGGGAGAGGGAAUUGGGCAGUAGUAGUAGGGAUCAGCCUAGGAAACGGAGACUGGCGGAGGAUGGAGGCCGGCACUUGGACCGUUCUCCAGAUAGCGAACGCUCUUCUUCCUCCCGGAAGCGUCACUGUUUAGCCACAACCUCUCCACCGGACCGCAGCCCCGAGCUUCUUGGAGGGAGGGAGCGUUACAGUAGUGACCCCGAGCGCUCGUCCUCCCGUUUGCUCCUGUUGGAGCGGCCUUCGCCUGUCCGGGAAUCGCGCAGGGGCAGCCUGGAACGGGGCCAGAACGAAAAGCGCGACCGCAAGAAUUCUGCUGAACGGGAGCGGAAACAUCGCGCUUCUGCGGCAACCGCCGUGCAGGAGUGCAAAAGUCCAGCCAAAAAGGAUGAACGUGCUACGGAAGGAGGUGGUGGAGUCUCCCGCCUCAAACCUCCUCCUCAGAAACAGCAGCAGGACGGAGCGUCGCAGGCCGGGGGAGCCCCCAAGCUGUGCUUGGCUUGGCAGGGGAUGCUUCUGCUGAAGAACAGCAACUUCCCGUCCAAUAUGCAUCUGCUUCAGGGGGACCUCGGUGUUGCCAGCAGUCUCCUCGUGGAGGGAGCGACUGGUGGGAAAGUAGCUCAGCUCAAGAUCACCCAACGUCUUCGUCUGGACCAGCCCAAGCUGGACGAGGUCAAUCGUCGCAUCAAAGUGGCGGGUCCCAACGGCUACGCCAUCCUUUUGGCCGUGCCUGGCGCAUCGGACGGCCGCUCCGCAGCUGGAGCUGCCGAGGCCACCACCACCUCCACCCAGAGGCCACUCAGGAAUCUGGUGUCCUAUCUAAAGCAAAAGCAGGCUGCUGGGGUGAUCAGCCUCCCUGUGGGGGGUAACAAAGACAAGGAGAACAGCGGGGUCCUGCACGCCUUUCCACCCUGCGAUUUCUCCCAGCAGUUUCUUGACUCCACAGCCAAGGCGUUGGCCAAAUCAGAGGAUGACUAUCUGGUCAUGAUCAUUGUCCGUGGGGCGUCCUAAGGCCCCUCGUGUUCUCUGUACCCAACCCUGCCUACUCCUCCACACAGCCCCUCCAGUGUGUGCCAGGUGCUACAGGAUACAGCCUUAGCCAGCCCUGUCAUUAUUUUAAAUUAGAUCUUUGUAGGUGACUUUCCCUGCCCGUUUUUCUGUUACUACAUUUUUCUAUAAAGUUAGAAGCCAGAAAGGUUGGUUAGCCGUUAGUGUGAAUAGGAUAUUUUGAGAAUCCCCUGUCAGUGGGGAUAGCAGGGAGGCUAGGCCUGCUUUGAUUUACAAAAAAA